UUUAUAUAACACGUACUAGCCCAGCCUGUGGUGACCCCGAGGUGUUGUUGUGGUGGAGACGUUUGAUCCUUCCUCCUGGGGACACUUUACACCUCUCCUCACCCUCCUAGACCUUUCCUAACGUCCUGGAGGUAUUCAACAAUGUCUUUACAGUAACCACUCUACAUUUGGAAGAAAAAUAGUGAAGCUCGAUAAUAAAAGAAUGGAUGGAUACCCCUCAAAGUUAGCAGGAGAGUUACAUACAUACAACUACAGCAGCGGUUCACAACAUUUUAAUUCUGCUUCAACUGGAAUUUCAACACCUGUUCAGUCCAUGUCAUCAACAACUCCAUAUAUGGCACAGCAAACUCAUUCUUCUAGUCAAUUAGAGAGCAACACAGCAGCACCAGGAACUAGCUUACAAGAUGACUUUAGUGAAGGAAGUAGUGUUGGGGGAGGUGGAGGACGAAAGAAAAAAAAGAAGCAGAAGAGUGGUGAAGACCCAGGCACCUCGGUUAAACCUAACAUGUUGGCUGAGGAGGAGCUGGCUGAUCCUGCCGUACCCUUACUAACAGAAAAUCAAGGUGUGGAAGAUUUACUAUUCCCAGCAUCUUUGCCCCCACCUGGAGGAACACUAGUGGGGGGCCAGUACAUGUUAAACAAUUCUCUGCUGGACCAGAUCCUUACAGAAAAGAAAAUGCAAAUACUACAGUCUCCAGAAGUAAUAGAAUUUUUGAAAAAACAAAUGGCAAAGAAGUGAUUUUUUUUUUUUAGGGUAAGUUAUGCUAAGAAUUAUUUGUAAAUUACACAAUAAAGAUAUGUAUGAAAAUAAAGUGUAUUAAUUUUUGUAAAAUGUGUCUAGUUCUUAGGGUAUUACACACUCAAUCUAUCUAAAAGGAAAAAAAAAAGGUGCUCUUUUUGAAGAAUAGACUUGUGGAUACAGUAUAAUCAUGUUCUUAUGUAACAAAAUAUUACUAGAAUUGCAUUUUGUAUUUUAAAUCUCAGACUUUGUAAAUUGCCAAGACUGAUUCCCAACCCAUUUUGAUUAUCCAGUAAAAACUUAAUUUACUGUGUAUGACCUUUUCCAGUACAUUAUUGAACCUUUUCUCCAUGGAAAAAGACAUGCAUUUCCCAUAUUUGGCACUAAAGUCCCUUACAAAUAUAUAUAUACAGUAUAUAUAUUGAUGUAAAUUUCAUGUUUCUUAAAAAAAAAAAGGUGAUUUUUACUCAAAUUUGUACUAGUGUAUAAGUUUGAAUAUCAUGGAGAAGUGGAGUCAGGAAUUGUAUGUCGGUCAAAAUACUCCAGAGACUUAAACCUAACAAUGUGACUGAAAAUUCAUAUGAAAAUUCUCUUUAGUAAAAUACCUGUAAUGGAAUCUGUGGGUGGGGUGUCUGAUGAGGCAGCAUUGUUGACUUGUACUGUAUAAUUCUCUGAUCAUUGUACCUCUUUUAUGCCUUAAGAAAAUACACUGUAUAGUACAAGUUUUAUGUACAAAAACACUAACAAUACAUGAUCUUCGUGUUAGUGUAUUAAAUAUAAGAAUGGAACAAAGAGUGAGGUAACUUGCUUAUAUGUAGAGGGACAUAAGUAUAUUUUUCCAUUAUUAUAGGCAACACAUAUACACAACAUAUUUUGACACUAUGGCAUCAAUAACUUACCUAUAUUAUGGUGAGAACAGGGUUAUGUCACAGAUGUGUGUAGGAGUGUAUCUGGUGACAAUCAGCGGAGUGGUCUGAGGCUGUGUCAGUAGUGGCCUGAUGUCAACACAGCUUCACCCCACCAUUUUCCCCUCACAUGUGGUCCAGACGUCAAAGUGCGGCAAAUUUGAAGAGCGCAAAAGUUCUCAAUUAACUAGGUGCACGAGAAAAGUUUUUUGAUGGUUGCGGCAUUAAUGAGAUCUUUGCACAUCAGUUCAAUUUGUUUUUAGUUGCACUUCAGUGGUUCACACAGUCAAGGGUUAAAUGAAAUACUUAUAACGUACACUCACCACAAAAAGUUCUCGAACAGCUUGACACAACAGAUUUCAGAGUGGGCACAAUGGCUCGUGUCAACCGAGAAUGGUUGGCAUGCUCGGUUGCGAAGUGACUCAAUAUUUCAUAAUACACUUUAUGUUGCUCGUCUUUAUAGUAUUUACAGGCGAAAAGAAGUAAAUUUAUUUGCAAUAAAACUUCCUCAGAGCAAUGUUCAGAUUUCUCGUUUGUUUUGUCCUAGUGUAUGACCCUUAGAGCGUUCGAGAACUUUUCGUGGCGCGUGUACUGUACAUGAAAUAUAUCCCGAGUUCUCAUAAAAAUGCAACUAAGACUUUUCAUUGAAUAUUUAACGCAGCUGAGAUUUCUAUACCUCCAAAUGUGUCUCGUACAUCUCCCGGAAACAUGGACCCUUUUCUUGUCUGAAUUUGUAAUGAACAAUCUUUUUAGCAAAUACAGUACAGUACUGUGUUUAUUUAGAAUCUAAACUUACAAGGGGCAACAUCUACCAGUACAAAUUAUAUGCAGUGGUUAAUAUUUCUCAGUAAUGUACA
Homarus americanus (American lobster) is the source of this 2501-nucleotide messenger RNA. RefSeq lists its product as uncharacterized. The transcript has 5 exons. The record is from RefSeq and is a predicted model, not a curated record. The coding region runs from base 203 to 739 and encodes 178 amino acids. NCBI's taxonomy places the organism in Eukaryota, Metazoa, Arthropoda, Malacostraca, Decapoda, Nephropidae.